Molecule: messenger RNA, 5256 nt
Organism: Schistosoma mattheei
Lineage: Eukaryota; Metazoa; Platyhelminthes; Trematoda; Strigeidida; Schistosomatidae
Source: the annotation of a GenBank genome assembly
GUUGAGCUACUACAUAGCGUGGUAUAUGCUUGCCGACUAACAAAUACAUUACUACUCUCGCAUUCCUCGUUCUAUUUCCAUUUGUGAUUGAGUUAACGGAAGUCUAAAUCAAAUACUAUCUACAUUUAUAGACUGUAAUCGGAAUAUAUCACAUCCUACGUUGGACUAUAUCGCUAGAGAGUUCGCCAACCUGCUCAGAGUCAUCAAGCAUUUAUAAUUGUGGAUUUACAUUACUGGACCUAAUCAGAACACGCAACGUUUGGGCAAUUUAAGUAACGUCCCUAAUUUUUAUUGUAUUUGUAACAAUUAACUGUGUAUAUAUUAAUAUUACUAUUUAUCUUUAGUAACUUUGUUUAUACUUUUUGCGUUCAUAUUUGUCUGGUCCACCACAAUUAUUUGGUGAGCCUCGGUUUUUUUUUAUAGACAUUUACUAUAUAUAUCUACAUAUUAUUAUUAUUAUUACUUCGCACGACACCAUUUUUUUUGUUUAUGUCAUUAUGAACUCUCCGGGUAAACUUAUCGAUAUAGAUAGUUCACCGACCAACCUUCUAAACUCUCCACAACCAGAGGAUAAUGCUUUGAACUCGAUCAACGCUAUCUCAGAGUUAAGAUUACCAACGUACUGUAUUAAUAAUCCCAGAGUCUGGUUUGCUCAAAUUGAAGCUUUAUUCAUGGCUAGAGGCAUAAGAUCCCAGGCAUCAAAGUAUGCAUACGUAGUCGGCGCACUUCCUAUCGAGAUUGCCGCUGAAGUUGGUGAUUUAAUCGAUCACGUGCCAGAAUCUGAACCAUAUGAUAAGAUAAAAGCAGCAGUUAUUCAACGCACCACGGUCUCAGAUGAGAAAAGGCUACAACAGUUGUUAACAUCUUGUGACUUGGGUGAUAAAAGACCCUCGCAACUUCUCCGCCACAUGAAACAACUCGCCGGUCCAUACAAGCUAGACGAAGCCCUCCUAAAGCAAAUGUGGUUUCAAAGAUUACCACACAGCGUUCGACAAAUUCUCAGUGUUUCAGGGAAAUCCGUCGCACUUGAUGACUUAGCCGACAUGGCAGAUAAAAUGAUGGAAGUAUACCACGACAAUCACUGUGUGAACUCAUUGCAACCACCUGGAUCAACAGAUAUUAGCUGUUUAGCCUCCUUUCAAAAGCAGUUAACACAAUUAACGAGCCAGCUGGCGUCACUUCAAUCGACCAUAGCAACCAUCCAAACUAGACAAUCGAGAUCCCCCUCCAGACGAAGAUCUUUUUCUAGACAACGGUCUCGGUCACCGAAGCGAACAUCUGAUGUUUGUUGGUACCACCAAAAAUACGGCACCAAAGCACGGCGUUGUACACGACCGUGCACAUUUUCUGCGUCUGACACAGAAAAUCAGGGAAACGACCCGGCCAGACAGUGAUGGCGGCGCCUGUUUCUGGCCACUACCCGAGCCGUCUAUUUCAUGUCAGGGAUCGAAUUUCGGGCUCAGAUUUUUUGGUCGAUACAGGAGCCGAAAUCAGCAUUAUCCCAUUACACCUCUCUCAACGACGGCACCCUCAGAGUACUAAAUUGUCUCUAGUCGCAGCCAAUAACACAGUCAUUAAAACUUAUGGCGAACAAUCACUUAUUUUAGAUCUCGGUCUCCGGAGACGUUUCACAUGGGUUUUCAUCGUAGCUGAAAUCAAACAACCCAUUAUCGGGGCCGAUUUUCUCGGUGCUUACAACCUACUUGUAGAUAUGGCAAAAAAGAAACUAAUCGACAAAAACACAAGCUUACAGGUCAGUGGCACAACUCUCUCCAGUUACGAAAUUCAUGGAGUCCGAAUGUUAAGACCUGAAAACAAAAUUUUCACCGAUAUCCUGUCGAAGUAUGAAAGUAUAACCAGAGCUGAUUACCAAAACGAAUGCUCCACACAUCAUGUCCAACACAGUAUUACUACUACAGGACCACCUAUUCGCGCCAGGGCGAGAAGACUCCAUCCAAACAAGUUGCAGUUCGCUAAGAGAGAAUUCGAACAUAUGAUGCAACUUGGGAUAAUCAGACAAUCUAACAGUCCUUGGGCCUCGCCGCUGCAUAUGGUUCCCAAGAAAGAUCAAGACUGGCGCCCAUGUGGAGAUUAUCGCCGAUUGAAUAACCAGACUAUCCCAGACCGGUAUCCGAUCCCUCACCUGCAUGAUUUUUCUUUAAAUCUACAUGGAAAGCAGAUUUUUUCAAAGUUAGAUCUAGUCCGAGCAUACCACCAAAUACCGAUGGCACCUGAGGAUAUCGAGAAAACAGCUGUAAUCACACCUUUUGGCUUGUUUGAAUUCUUGAGGAUGCCUUUCGGACUAAAAAACGCCGCUCAAACCUUCCAGAGAUUUAUGGACGAAGUAACUAGAGGUCUGGAUUUCGUAUUUGUCUAUAUCGACGAUGUUUUAAUCGCUAGUUCUUCCAUUGACGAACAUGUUCAACACCUACACACGCUUUUUGAACGUUUCAAAAGUUAUGGUGUUGUAAUCAACCCUUCGAAGUGUAUAUUUGGCGCCUCAUCUCUGGAAUUCCUGGGACACCACAUUGAUUCCCAAGGAAUUAAACCGCUUGAAGAGAAAGUCAAAGCCAUCUCCAGCUAUCCAGAACCAACCUCAGUAAAAUCACUACGCCGUUUUCUUGGAACAUGUAAUUUUUAUCGACGAUUUCUACCAAAUUGUGCCGACGUACUACAGCCAUUGACAGAUUUACUGAAAAACGAUAAAUCAAGUACCAAGAAAGAAAAGAACCAAAUAUUCAAGUUACCUUCCGAUGCCAAAGUAGCAUUUGAAAAAGCUAAAUCCAUGAUUGCUAAUGCUACCAUGCUCCAACACCUAAAUACUGACCCCACAACACUGUUGAUCCUGUGCACGGAUGCUUCACAAAAAGCCGUCGGGGCAGUAUUACAACAGCGGGUAAACAACAAGAUUACCCCCAUUGCCUUUUUCUCCAAGAGAUUAUCGCCAGCACAAGAACGUUAUAGCACCUUCGGACGUGAACUUCUAGCUAUGUACUUAGCUGUAAAACACUUCAACUUCCUCCUUCAGGGACGCGAUUUCACCAUUAUGACUGAUCAUAAACCACUUUGCUAUUCUUUCAAUACGACCUACGACAAACAUUCUCCACGGGAAGCACGACAACUGGAUUACAUCUCCCAGUUUACGACAGAUAUCCAAUUUGUCAAAGGAAAUACCAACGUCGUAGCUGACGCAUUGUCACGUAAGGACGUAAAUACCUUGUUACGUAAACAAGACAUCGAUCUAGAAACCAUCGCAAAACUACAAGUAGACGAUGCAGAUUUGAAGGUCUGCCAGGAGAAGUCUAACUUGAACCUUAAACCAGUACCCAUCCCUUUCUCAAAUACAUCUAUCAUUUGCGAUGUUUCAACGGGUAACAAUCGCCCUUUCGUACCACUAGCAUGUCGUCGACAGGUAUUUCGUCAACUGCAUGACCUUUCUCACCCAGGAAUCAGAGCCACAAUCAAAUUGGUUACUGAGCGUUUUGUGUGGCCAAAAAUCAAUUCAGAUAUAAAACGAUGGACGCGAAGCUGCCUACAAUGUCAACGCAGCAAGAUUCAGAACCACACGAUCAGUCCAGUUGGCAAGUAUCCCCUGCCGGAAAAACGUUUUCAGCAUAUCCACUUAGACAUAGUUGGUCCAUUGCCACCAUCUAAUUCAUUCACGCACAUUCUCACUGCGGUGGACAGGUUCACAAGAUGGGCCAUAGCAUGCCCUAUUGCUGAUACUUCUGCAGAAACAGUAGCCGGCGUAUUCCUUGACCGUUGGAUAGCGAAUUACGGAGUACCUUCUAUCGUCACUACCGACCGUGGUCCCCAGUUUCAGUCUAUCUUAUUUCAGGAAUUCACAAGACUUCUGGGCGUGAACCACAUCAAAACAACAGCCUACCACCCAGCAGCUAACGGCUUGGUCGAAAGAUUUCACCGCCAAUUGAAAAGCUCGCUGAUGGCACAAGAUGAUACGACAAAAUGGAGUGACGCAUUACCACUUGUACUCCUGGGUAUCCGUUCAACUAUAAAGGAAGAUAUAGGUUGUACAGCCGCUGAGCUAGUUUACGGUACAACCCUUACAUUACCAGGUCAACUAGUGGACCCAAACACUUUAACACCAACGGACCCAAGUCGUUUUGCUAGCCAACUGCUGCAAACCAUGCAACGAAUCAAAGCCAUACCGCCUCGCGAACAUAACAAUCGAAUACAACUCAACAGAAAUCUAGAAACAUGCAAAUUUGUCUUUGUUCGAGUUGAUGCUGUUAAAAAGCCAUUGAAACAACCAUAUGAAGGACCAUAUCAAGUAAUUAAAAGAACGACCAAACACUUCAUAAUCAACAAGUGUGGAAAGAAAGAGACUAUUGCUAUCGAUAGAAUAAAGCCUGCUUUCUAUGAAGAACAGCACGACAAAGAACAUACUACUUCACCGAACCAACCCCGUCCAGCAACCACCACUACAGCAGACAUGGAAGAAAAACUGAGUAUCAAACCUACUUGCUUAACGCGCUCAGGUAGAGCUGUAAAAAAACCCAAACGCUAUGUACAUUUCGCCGAAUAAGAAAAAAUCUAAACAAACAAUUACUGAUGUACUAUACCAUUAUACUCACCCGAUUUUUCCCAACAAAAUCUAUGAUUUUUUUUACAGUGUACAUAGUUAACCAUAUUUUUUUCCCACAAUUAUUCGUUUUGUCACAUUUUUUUUAUAAAAAAAAAUUUUGUUACAAUAAUAAACGAGUAAACUCUAUUUAAUUAUUCAUUUGUUGUACACACACACACAAAAGCAGUUCUUUUUUUUUGGGUUCAGUAACAGUUCUGUACAUUAUUAUCAUUGUUAGCAAACCAAGAUUUUAAAUGACGGUAUUCUCAUUACUUUUGUUUGUCAUGCUAUGCCACAUCACCGCUAUUUUCACGCAAUAACACACUGUAUAUUAUUAACGUACAUGCCAUACGCAUCUCCACAUUGUUAAUCGGUUAUUAUUGUAAAUAUUAUUAUUUUUUUUUUGUAUAAAAUUUUUCUUAUUGUUAUUGUAACCAGUGUUACCUCCGGACACUCUGGGGGGAGCUAUGUGGAGAUAGACCUGACAAGCUUAUUUUGUAAAUAGUUUUUAAUAUUAUUUGUAUUUAUUUUGUCAAUUUCCCACUGCAUGUACAUUUAUCAUUAAAUGAUUGUACCCGUUGUUUAAGUCAUUGACCUUGAAGACACUUUCCGUUGAGCUACUACAUAGCGUGGUAUAUGCUUGCCGACUAACAAAUACAUUACUACUCUCG